UUGUUCGCCGAUGCACACAAUGUUUUUGUGUGUUUUUUUUAUUACGUCGUCAGAACUUUUAAUCACAAGAGAUUGCUGAAGACAUUUAAAUAAUUGACUGCUGUGCUUAAUCCAAAUAUAAAUUCACACAACCGAUGCGUGACUACACCUAAAGCAGUUUUCCCAUCACCUAGUUAGUCGAUAGCCAUCAUGGGACGAAGCCGCUCACGGGACAGGUCAAGCAGCAAGAGCGCUCGGCCGAAGAAGGAGGCAAAGAAGAGGAGCAGGAGUUCAUCCAGCAGCAGGGCAGGCAGCCCCUACCCCGACAGGAAACGACCUCAGUCCUCCAGCAAAAACCAAGAUUCUGUCGAAGGAAAAAAAGAAAAGAAGAAAGUAAAAAAGAAUCAAAGGCCCUCAUCCUCGUCUUCAUCCUCCGAUUCAUCUUCCUCUACCUCGUCUUCCUCGGAGUCCAGCGACGCCAAGUCCAGGAAGAAGGCCAAACGCACACUGAAGAAGGUCAAAGCCAAGGAAAAGAAGGAGAAAAAGCAGCAGAAGAAGUUGAGAAAGAAAAUGAAGAAACUGAGAAAGAAAGCAGAGAAGGUGGAGAAAGCAGUGCAGGCAGAGAAAGCAGUGCAGGCUGAGAAAGCAGCUACAGAGAAAGCAGCUGCCUUGCUGAAGGCAGAGGAAGCAGGUCUGGAGACCUGGCAAAGUGAGCCGGCGGUGGAGCUGGGACCAGCAAUGACGGAUGAGCAGAAGGCUCGACUCUCCACCAAGAGGCCUAUGACCAAAGAAGAGUGGGACGCCAGACAGAGCGUCAUUCGUAGGGUCGUAGAUCCAGAGACUGGGAGGACAAGGAUUGUGAGGGGUGAUGGAGAAAUACUGGAAGAAAUUGUAAGCAAAGAGAAGCACAAAGACAUAAAUAAGCAAGCAACUUCAGCCGACGGUUACUAUUUCCAGAAGAGAAUGGGACUCAAUCGCUAGAGCUCCUGAAAUGGUUUCUCUCAGGAGAGUAGGUGAAGGAGCUGGUUUGGCUGACCUAACACCAGACAGGAAUGUGGACAGUUAGGUUAACAUUCCCUCUCCGCUUCAGUGGAAGAAGUAAACUACUGAUCUUGUUUUUUUAUUAUUUGUCUUAUUCUUAUUUUGUUGUAAUCAGUUGGCAUUGAUUUUCUAAGCAGAGCAACAACCUUGGUAGAAUAUUAAGUGUUCAUGUGGCAAUGUUCAUUGGCAGUGCCGUCAGGAAAUUAAAAGUUUAUUUUAUGUAAAACGUUUGGUUAAUCUCUUUUAACUGGGUCAUUAUUUUCAAGAACAUUAGAAUCUGCUCUAAGGAAAUAUACUCUCUAAAGCAGGGCUUCUCAAACUCAGUCCUGGGGAUCACUGUGUCUGCUGGUUUUCAUUCCAGCUGAGCUCUCAAUUACUGAACUAGACCCUAGUUAAAGUCAGACCCGGGGUCAGUUACAAUUACAGCACAAUUGCAUGCUGUAGUAAUUACAAUUAUACUACUUAAUUAACAUGUUUACUCUUCUAAAUAAGCAAGCAUUAAAUCACAGGUAUAAAUACAGAAACAUGAUAUACAACUUUCAAACAAAUGGGGCCAUUAAAAGUGGAUGAACAUACAGGAAUGACCACAUGACAAAUAAAUGCAUAAAUGAACUGCAAUUGAUCAAUUAUAUAGAAGUUACACAGGUGUGCCAAUGUACAUUGUAAUUACAAUUAAUUGCGAAUUGCACAGUUACAAUUGCAGUUGAGCCCAUGUCUGGGAGCAAAAAGCUCCAGUCCCAGCAUCUCCAAAAGGUUGAGCACGAAAUCUUUUCCUGUGUUAACUGUACUUAUAAACAGAAGAAUAUAUAACACUACAGCUUCCAGACUUCGUGCAGUGAAGAACUUUCGUUUCUCGGAUGAAAACUGUAAAGGAUAAAGGCAGCAGGAUUGGUAUGCAGGACAGGGAGCUGGCUGUAAUCUGGAAGUAUUUCAGUUCUACAAAUGAUGUAUAUUAUAUAAAAACACAAGGAAUGAAUAAAAUAGCUGUCCAAUUUCUUUUAAUCCACAUAACGUACAAUGAUACUGUACACAAAACACACCCAGGCACUAGAACAUUGCAACAACAAAGAAAUAUGUACGUCUGAAGUGUUAACACAAGUUAACAGUUCGAAACGUUAUUUUUUUACACACUCAUUUUGAAAUAAACACAGAAAAUUGAAACUUUUAAGCAGAAGAUUGAAGUUUGAAACGUUUUUUGUAAGUGGUGUGCAGUCUUUUUUCUGGUAUAGCAUAUCAUAAUUUUAUAUAUAUAUAUAUAUAUAUAUAUAUAUAUAUAUAUAUAUAUAUAUAUAUAAUUACCAUUUUUAAGUUGCAAUAUUCACCUAAGUCCAUAUGUAACAUUUCUCUUUAAAUAAAAUAGAACACUUCUGAAUACAAAAUUUUUCUCUCAAAUUGAUCAAUAUAUUCAUGGACUUAAAACGCAGCAACAGAGGAAAAUGUAAGGCUUCUGAACUAAUAUUUACCGCAGCAAAGCAGUACCUGAUCUAGUGCACUAAUUAGACACUUUUCUUUUUUUUAGGAUCCCUCCCUUGCCACCAGGUUUGCCCGUAUUUUGCCGCAGUGACGGCACCACAAGAUGCCUGAAGAUGUACGAACUGCAUCUGGGUUAGUGAGGUAGGCCAAAGGAUUGCUUCCGCCAACGCAGCGUUCAAGUUCAUCCCACACGUGCUCAAAUGGAUUGAGAUCCAGGGAUUAUGCCAGCCAAGGAAGGUGUGUGUUAAAGUCUGAGCAAAUCACUGCCAAUACCAUCAUGGUGGGCGCUCACAUUAUUUUAAAAAGGUGUCCCUGUCUGAAGGCAUUUAUCCUUGUGGGUGGACUUGAUCAGCAACUGUGUUUAGGUGCGUUCAUUAAAAUCAGCCUUCCAGGGGACUCGAAGGACACAGCCUGUUUGGAGGGUGCGGUGCAAACUGGAGGGAGGUGGAUCCUAGCAAGUGUCCAACGAGUGAAGAACUACUGAAUAUGAACACGUUUGGAAAGGUGUACUGAUCACACGAGUCACGCCUUGGCUAGACACAUUGUGUAAGAGACAGUUUUAUUUUAGUUUGAAAACUGUUCAUGAAGUAUUUAUAAAUGAAGAUGCCAAUCAGGUCAAACAGAUAGAAUUUCAGUAUAGGGUUAGCUGAUUGAACUAGUUGUGUUACUCAGUCACACUUCUGUGUGGAAAAGAAAACUAAUUUUCUACUAAGUAUGUAGGAGGUUAUCUACUGUAUAUGUCAACCAGUACCCUCAGUUUUAUUUAUGUAUUUAUCUAUCUUAUUUAACUGUUAAAUUAAAAUACAACCCAUUAGUAAUAUCUGUGCGAUUACAGGCCUAUUAAAAUAUAAAGGUUUAAAAAUAUUUUGUAUU
This is a messenger RNA of Acipenser ruthenus (sterlet), 3366 nucleotides long. Its product is annotated as ADP-ribosylation factor-like protein 6-interacting protein 4. The transcript is spliced from 6 exons. Lineage: Eukaryota; Metazoa; Chordata; Actinopteri; Acipenseriformes; Acipenseridae. The record is from RefSeq and is a predicted model, not a curated record. The coding region runs from base 190 to 960 and encodes 256 amino acids.